Molecule: messenger RNA, 17905 nt
Organism: Paramuricea clavata
Lineage: Eukaryota; Metazoa; Cnidaria; Anthozoa; Malacalcyonacea; Plexauridae
Source: the annotation of a GenBank genome assembly
AGAAAUGCAGUGAUCUCACUGGAUCAUGUUGAUGUUCCAAGUGAUAUGUUGGUAUGGCCUGCAUUUCAUAAUGGUGUUGCUGCUGGAUUAAGAAUUAUUCCUGGAAUAUCACAGGUAGAAUAUACAUCUCAGUGAUAAUAAAGCUAUCCAUUAUAGAUAGAAUCAUAGUGUAAUCGGUUUUCUCUUAACAUGGGUCAAGAAGAUAUGAGCCUUUAUUGGAAAUCUGGAAAGAACAGUUUAGAACUGGUAGAGCAGUCCAGUAUAAAUAAAGUUUGUUUAGUGUAGAUUUCCUCCUGUAGUAACACUGGAUAAAUAAGAUAUGAUCCUUACUGGACCUCCAUAGAGAACUGUCCAGUAUAAGUAAAAUUUAAGUUUCCUCCUGUAGUAACACUGAAGCAAUAAAGCAUGACACUUACUGUACCUAUUAGCGAUAACAGUUUAGAACUGAUAGAGCUAUCCAGGAUAAAUGCAUGAUGUCAGCUUAGUUUAAUGCAGGUUUCUCUCUUUGUUAACACUGGAGUGAUAAUAGAUGACCGUUAGGCGUAAAAAAAAUGCCUGUGGUUCCGGUUUCAUAUCGUGAAAAAAUUAGGGUCGGUAGGUCGGAAAUAAUUUUUUUUUGAAUAUUUUUUCAUGGUUUUGGCGGUUUUUUGCUGGGCGAUUUGCAGUAGAGUCCCAACAUCAAUAUUAACUAGAGAUGCGUAUUUCCUAUGGACGAAUUUAGGCAAUUUGGUUCAAUAAUUAGUGUGACAACAGACGCCAUUUUGGCACGCUGUAUCAGCAGCCCGCAACCACCUGGAGAAAAUAGGGUCGCACGGUCAAUCGCGUUGAAAAAAUAAUAGGGUCGGCAGAAAAAAGUAGGGUCGGUCGGGAACCGGAACCAUAGGUAUUUUUUUUUACGCCUUACUGAACCAAUAUGGAGAACAGCCUAGAAAUGAUGGAGCUAUUCAGUAUAAAUAAAGAAAGUUUAGAUUAAAUUUCCUACUGUAGUAGCACUAGAUCAGUAAGGCUAGUUCUCUAGCUAUAGAGAGAACAGUUUAGAACCGAUAGAGCUAUCCAUGCAGUAUAAAUAAAUUUUGUCUCUUCAAUGAUGACAUUUUCUUUCACCAGAUCGACAGUACAUGGAUAGUGUACCAGCGACCAAAAGAUAAUCAACUGACAAAUGAACACGCAGGAUUUUUGAUGGCUCUCGGUUUAACUGGUCAUUUGUCAAAUCUCGCCAUAAUGAAUGUCCAUAAUUAUCUGUCAAAGGUAUUUGAAUUCCACUACUUUAGUUUAAGUAAAUGAAUACAAUCCCCGAACAAAUUACAUUCACGAUCCAAAGUUUCGACACUCCAGUCUGGUGUCUUCAUGCAACCAGGUAUAAUAUCAGACAUGUUUCUCUACUCUGGUUUAAAUGAUUGCAAUCCCUGAACAAAUUACAUUCACGAUCCAACGUUUCAACACUCCAGUCUAGUGUCUUCAUGAGUUCAUGCAACCAGGUAUAAUAUCAGACAUGUUUCUCUACUCUGGUUUAAAUGAUUGCAAUCCCUGAACAAAUUACGAUCCACGAUCCAACGUUUCAACACUCCAGUCUAGUGUCUUCAUGCAACCAGAUAUAAUAUCAGACAUGUUUUGCUACUCUGGUUUAAUGAUUGCAAUCCCCGAACAAAUUUACAUUCACGAUCCAACGUUUCAACACUCCAGUCUAGUGUCUUCAUGCAACCAGAUAUAAUAUCAGACAUGUUUCUCUGCUCUGGUUUAAGUAAAUGAAUGUAAUCCUUAAACAAAUUACAUUCACGAUCCAACGUUUCAACACUCCAACUAAAUUUUACGUUAUGACAUUGCGGAUUACAUUCAUUUAUAAUUAUAUUUUUGGUUAAACAUUUUUUAUAGGGUCAUGAAUUAACAAGUGUUGGGUUGUUAAUUGGUUUGGCCGCAACCAAGUGAGUAUCUGUGAUUCUGUGUUGCUUUGAUGUCGAAUUAUAUUAUACCUUUUGUCUUUUCACUCGGCUUUCUUGAGAUUGGGGUUGAUCCUUGCAGUUUUCUGAUUGAAAUUUCACCUCGCGGUCACGUGAAUGAAAGGUGUAUCCAGUUUAACUUUACCAAAUACUGCAGGAUUUUUCCUUAGAACUGUCCAGUAUAGUAAAGUUAGUUUAAUCUAGGUUUCCUCCUGAAGUAACAGUGGACCAAUAAAGCGUGGACUUCAGUGAACCUCUACGAAGAACAGUUUUAAAUUGAUAGAGCUAUCUAGCAUAAAUAAAGUUAGUUUAGUUUAGGUUUCCUCCUGUAGUAACACUGGGCCAAUAAGAGAUGACCCUUACUGGACCUGUAGCAAGAAUUGUUUAGAAUUGAUAGAGCUAUCCAGUAUAAAUAAGGUUAGCUUAGUUUAUGUCCCCUAGAUUAACGUUGAUCUAUAUUUUCGAUGUUUAGACGAGGAAGCAUGGAUGCAUCAAUCACCAAGAUGUUAAGUAUACAUAUCGACGCAUUGUUACCGCCAACAUCAGCUGAAAUUGACGUUCCAGUUAGUGUUAUGAGUGCAGCGGUGGUCGGGAUUGGAUUGGUGUAUCAAGGCACAGCACAUCGUUUGAUGACAGAAGUAAUGCUAUCAGAGAUAGGUUAGUGCAAUCUGAAUUCCUGGCUGAGUCUACAACACCAAAGUGGCGUAAUCAGAGAGUGCGAUAAUUCGAGAUUUUUGGUCGUACCUGACUGGUACGCUAUUGACUAUUGCCGGGCACUUAAGCUGGUGUACUUACUCGUUGAAAUGAUGUACAUAAAGUACAGGUUUCUGAAAGGUAUUCACUCAGUAACCUGAAACUACGAGUUAGAACGAGAAGGACGACAAUUACACAAACACUAGAAUUGGCCUUAGUCCCAUCAGUCCAGUCAUGUCUCAUGCCAAAGCAUGUCAGACGUACCUAUAUACCGUUACGUACACAGUUUCUUAUUUCUAGGCCGUCCUCCAGGUCCAGAAAUGGAGAAUGCUCUAAACAGGGAAUGUUACUCCUUAUCUGCUGGCUUAGCUUUGGGACUUAUCAUGUUGGAGGUAGGCCUAUUGUAUUUCUUUAAUUACAUCAUUAUAUAUUCGGCUGUAUACUGCCUGAAACGUCGAAAGCUUUUCCUGUUUCGUGUGUUAUCACUAGAACUGAUAGAGUUAUUCAGUAUUAAUAAAGUCAGUUUAGUUUAGGUUUCCUCCUGCAUGUAGUAACACUGGAGCAAUAAAGGAUGGCCCUUACUGGACCUCUAGGAAGAACAGUUUAGAACUGAUACAGCUAUCCAAUAUAUAUAAAUAAAGUUAGUUUAGUUUAGGGUUCCUAGGGAGAACAGUUUAUAACUGAUACAGCUAUCCAAUAUAUAUGAAUAAAGUUAAUUUAGUUUAGGUUUCCUAGGGAGAACAGUUUAGAGCUGAUAGAACCGUCUUCAGAUCAUAUCUUGUAGUCUUUUUGUUCUUCGGGGAAAGAAUUUUCUGCAAAAUUCUAUCGAAAUUUUUGCAAAACAAAAGUUUUCCGCCAUCUUUUUUCUCAACCGUGGACCGUUACGUAAUGGUCCUUGGUUGAGUAGCCAAUCAGAAUGCUGGAUUUGUCCUUGGUGAGUGUAUCCUAUAAUAAGGGAUGACCUUAACGGAUGAAACAGUUUGGAACUGAUAGAGCUAUCCAACAUAAAGAAAGUAUGGUUUAGGUUUGCUCUUGUAGUAACAUGCAUGCGCACUGUACCAAUAAGUGCUUAUCAUUACGGGACCUUUAUAGGAAGAGCAGUUCAGAACUGAUAGAGCUAUCCAGUAGAAAUAAAAUUAGUUUAGUUUGAUUGCAAUGUGUGAAAAAUGCAUUUCUUUAUUUUCGAUGUUUAGCAUGGUCAUGGUACUGUCGGUGUUUCAGACUUGAAUAUUUCAGAUCACCUCUAUCACUACAUGGUUGGUGGACAUAAGAAACCACAGGUAGCUAUAUGUUGCCUUACGAAAUAGGUUAUUAUAUAUCUUAUCCCAUGUAUGUCAUAUUUGGGCAAUUCCACAUGAGAGCUGAGAAAAACCCAAAAACGUCCAUAAAACUAAAAGACCAGGAAACUUCCAUAAAAGCUAAAAAUUAUAUGGAGUACAUACUUUCUGUUUUUAUUGAAAUGCUGAUUUUGAACUGUUCUAAGAAACCAGGACAAGAUGACGGAAAUUGAAGGAGCUAUUGGACGUCAGUUCCAGUCCCUUUCUAUUGUUUUUGUCUGCGCGGUUAACACGAAACUGGCUUCACUUUUUACACUCCAGUUCUCGCUCCAGAGAUAUAAUGGAGCUCAGUGGUUAAUUUACUUCUAAGUGACCAAGUAACAAUUCAAAAUUGUUUCGAAUAUUUUUAUUUCAUUCUAAAUUUAAAAUAGCAACCACAAACGAAUUUUUGGCUCAUAUUGAUCAAGUUAAAAAAGUGCUUGACCCUAUGGCUCAUUGCUUUAGAUCAAAAUAUUUCCAGAAUCAAGCAAAAUGUUUAAAAGCUGUAAAAACUCUAUUUAUUAUUUUAAAAUUUCUUUCAAAUGAAAUUAACUUUUUAUUGCCAAUGUACUUUAAUGAAGGAUGUAUAUAUAAAUUACCAUUUCGAAAAUUUUCGAUCGAGAGAAGAAGAUUGUAUUUUUGUAUAUAAAUUUGUAUUUUUUUGCAGACUGGUGCACAAAGUGAGAAAUUCAAAUCUCCAAGCUAUUUGAUCAAAGUACGUAAAAGUAUUCAUGUCGCCGAAUAGUUUUGCCAACGUUAUUUUUAAUUUCAUUCUUUUAAAACUACCGAAUCUGUGUGUAAUUAGUAAAAUUCUCUUUUUUAGGAGGGAGAUAAUGUGGAUAUUAAUGUAACAGCACCUGGAGCGAUACUCGCCUUGGGACUCAUUUAUUUGAAAAGCAACAACGAGUAUGUUUGGCUGUUUUCAUUUCUAUUGUACUAUAGACAUUCAUUCACUGUUUCAUAUUUUGAAAGACCUACAAAAGUCGGGUACCAAAUAUCACAAGCAUUGUUUAUGGCAAGCAUGCAAUCACACCCAUAAAACGUAAUUGUCAUAUUAAAUAAUGACUAUUAUUAAAUAAAACUUAAGCUAAAGUUAGCAACAUAGCAAGCAAUAUAUAUGAUUCUGUACAAUGUAUGUCAAUGAUGCCACAACAUAUAUUUUAUACAAUCUGUUUUGUUCAGUGUAGGAUUCCUUACAGCUCUACUGAUAAAAUAUUUGAAACAAUCAGAAUUGAUAGUUAUAACUGUACAUUAAACAACAACGCUAAUCGACAUGAUUAAUUGAUUAUCUUAGAAAAAUUAUCUAAUGCCAGUCAAGUGGCACAAUUUGGAACUCUUUUUUCAUUUCAUCAAGUGAGCCAUGUUCUGAAAGAUUCGCAUAACUUAGAGCCUUAAACGGACACCGAGAUCCCUUUGGCAAAUGAUGAAAAUGUCGUACCGAAGAGAAAUGUUUUUCUUGGCAAAAAGUUUGCUUAUCCAACCAUUAAAAAGUGAAACAAAUUUUUCAAAAAUAAAUACUCACCCCUGGCCAAAAACUUUACAAAAGGAUACCAUUAGGUUAUCACACCUUUACCAUUUCUGUGACAUGCUCGUGCAAUUUUAUGCAGUCUAAAGUUUCAUAUUGCCUUCACAUGUACUUUCUUUGGAGACACCAUUUACCUCCUGACAAAUUGGAAAAUGAUCAAGAUAGUGACUCUGAUUGAUUUAAUAUUGUAUUGACAUAUGACUGUUGAUAUUGCUUUUUAGUCUUCAAUAUUUGAGUGGGACACAAUAAAUUUUUAUUUAUCCAACCUUUUACUCACUUAAAAUUUUGUUUACACAACCUCAAAAUUUCGUUGCCACCCCCCCCCCUCAAUAAAUAAUUAUCGGUCCCUAAGUUCAUGUGAAGGGAAAUACUUAUUAUCUUACUAAAACUUGUUUAAGAAUUGUUGCAUCGUGGCUGUCCGCUCCAGAAACGCCUGUACUGGCUGAAUUUGUGAGACCUGGUUUCUUAAUGUUGAAAGUAAGUCGCUGUUACAAAGGACGAUACUACAUUUUCAGAUUAAUUCUAUAAUGAGCAAAUAUUUUGUAGCUUUUGUCAAGAGGUUUAAUCAUGUGGAGCAAAGUUCUUCCAUCGAAAGCCUGGGUUGAAUCUCAUAUACCCAAGGUUAGUCGAUAUACGUCUCCAUAUAUUCUACAAGCCGGGUUGUCACUCACAAGUUGUUGACAAAUUGUUGAAUUGCAGGACGAUAACAAAGUUGUUGGAACAACUUGUAACUAGUUUGUUGAGCUCAACAACCUUGUAGUCCUGAAAUUUAUCCUAUUUUUUCUUGUUCAGAUAUUUCAGGAUUACGCCUUCAAAGAGAAUUCGGAAGAUCUGAAUGACAAUGUUGAUAUUGAUUUUGAGACUGUCAGGUAACUUUAAUACUUCUUAUAGUGCUUGCAUUUUCUCACUACGAGACAAUGUUUCCUGGUUUGCCCACCUUUGGGAAACAUGAUUAGGAAACAAUGUUUCCUGGUUUGUCCACCUUUGGGAAACAUGGUUCAGGAAUAAUGUUUCUUGGUUUGCCCACCUUUGAAAAAACGUGGCUAGGAAACAAUGUUUCCUGGUUUGCCCAUGCAUCUUCGUGAAGCAUGACUAGGAAACGAUGUUUCCUCGUUUGCCAACCUGUUGUAAAUAUGGCUAGGAAACAAUGUUUUCACAACAAUUAAUGUUUUUAGUUUUCUUAUAGGAAAUUAUUUAGAAACUCAAUCGCGCAAAUUAUACUUUCUCUUUUAUCCUGUUUCAUUUUAGUCAAACGUACGUCAGUAUUAUUGCUGGAUGUUGUCUUGCCAUGGCCAUAAAAUUUGCCGGCUCUUUCAACCAAGAAGCUUUUAAAACACUUGUAUGUUUAAAGUUUUUUUCUCAUUCUCCAUAUUGGACAGUCUAAUGUAAAAUAUACUUUUAUGGACAGCUACGAUGUGAAGGAUAUACAACUACUUGAAAAAUACCGGGUGUCCCCCCAAAAAACUGGUCACUGUUUGAUUUCAUGUAACGUAAAAACUAUAAAAGCUAUCGCAAUGACAUAAAGAUCAUUGCAUUCAGAAAGGACUAUAUAACACCAGAGACGGAUUUUCGUUUGGGGGGUGGAUAAAUAUCUGGGGGGUGCUGCUGCUUGCUUUGGCCGGGGCAUGGUGGCAACACCCGGAAAGGCCAAGGAAAAAGUUUAACAAAAUUUGUUUUCUAGGCCUGCAUGGCGAGAUCUGAGACCAUAAUAUUGGUAAUUUUACAAAUUUAGUAGUAAGAAUAAUCAAAUAUGAAACUAUCAAAUCAAAAUAUAUAUAAUUUGCGGGGGUGCAAAAACUUUUGGGGGCGGUACCAAAUGCCUCUUGGGGGGUGCAAAUAAUUUCUGGGGUGUGCACCCUCCAGACAAUCCGUGCCUGUAAUAAUAACACUUGAAUUUACAUGCAAUAUUGUGCGAGAUACAACCAAAAUAAAAAUAUUUUUAUUUAACAAGUAUAAUAAUAUACAUGAAAAAUUUCUCAAUUCUGAUUGGCUAAGAGCCACGCAAUUUUUUCGAACUACAGUGCCAAAAAAUGAAACACAGUGCAAAUUUCAUUGACUAUCAGAUACAGCCAUUUCUAGCAGAAAAUAAUAGAAAAACCCGAACAUUUACCAAUGACAAGAAUGGCUGACGUUUUUAGUAGGAUUUUGAUCGUCUUUGAAAAACUCAGUCGUUCAUGUUUUUUUCCAAAUUGCACUCGAAACUAUACUAACCACAUCGGUAAUUAUAAGGUUGUUUUAAGCUAAUUUGGACAUCUUCAAAAACAGUAGUUCAACGUUCAAACAUCAAUAGUGCAGUCAAUGUUGCAUGUAAAUUCAAGUCCUAUUGUCAAAAUCUAAGUUAGUCCUUUCUGAAUGCAAUGAUCUUCAUUUCAUUGUUAUAGCUUUUAUAGCUUUUACGUUACAUGAAAUCAAACGGCGUCCAGUUGGGUUUUGGGGACACCCGGUAUAUAAAGAGAACUUGGACGUUCCGAGCGAAGGCCUUUCUUCGGGAUGUUAGUAAUCAAAAACUAACUUCUAACUAAUUUCUAACUUGGCUACUGCUGUAACUUUUCGAAGGGCCCUUCGCUCGAAACGUCGAGUUUUUGCUUAUAUUUUUCAGGUACACACGUAAAAACACACAAGUUGUAACAAACCUGCAGCAGACUUGUAGCAAUGCUGUUCCAACAACUUGUCAACAUGAUGUGUUCGCACUGCUUGUUCCCAGCUUGUUGACAAGUUGUCAACGGCUUGUUGACAACUUGCUACAAGGAUGUUGAGCUCAACAGACUUGUUACAAGUGUGAGUGACAUGCAACCUUGGUAUCGUCCUGCAAUUAAACAAUUUGUCAACAAGUUGUGAGUGACAACCUUGUAACAGUUUGAUAAAUAACAGCAUUAUUACAACUUGUUCACAAGCUUGCUACAAGCCUGUUGGGAACACAUCUUGUUGAGAAGUUGGGCGAUUUUAGUGUACACACGCAAAAAUCUCACAUCUUGUAGCCAACAAGCCGUGUUCGCACUGCUUGUCCCAAGUUGUGAACAAGUUUGGAACAAGCUGUUAGCAACUUGUAACAACGUUAUAUACAACCUUGUGCCGUCAACCUUGUAACAUUCUUGUUAUAUCAUGACUGUAUCAGACUUGUUAUAACAACCUUGUAACAAGUUUGAUAAUGCCAUUAGUUGUUAACAGCUUGCUCCAAAUUGUUACAACAACUAGGAACAAGCAGUGCGAACACAACUUGUCGACAGCCUGCGAACACAUUUGUAACAACUUGUUUGCAGACCUGUAACAACGUGUGUUAUCGUCCCCACCGUACACUGUCCACCAAAUAUACUUCUCUCUUAAUUUUCGUUUAUUGUAGUAUAUUUGUAUAAGCAGUUUUAAAAAUACUUCCUAUAUUUUUAAUUUCACACUCCUAUUUUAUUUUAGAUGCACUAUACAAAAUACUUUAAAGAUCUUCUUGAAAAACCUCAGGCUGAACAGGUUCGUAUGUUUAAUUUGACGUUAUAUAGGUUUGGAGAUAAACAACUGAUCUCAAAGCACUAACGUAUAUUCUUAGCCCAGGUUCAUCUUGUUCCAUUCUGAAACAUUUUUUCAAUCUUCUUUAAUUGCUUGAGCUACAAAGACCGUGCACGAUUUCUUUUUAAACUACGAUUUCUUCUUUAUGGAUUUCUUCUGCUCAGAAUCAAUUUUGUUCGUUAAAAAUAUCUAAUAGAAUAGGUUUCUCGCGAUGCUUAUCCUCUUUACAAAAGUUUUUUUCCAUUUAAAGUCUCGAUUUUAGAUUUUUUUGAAAAAAUUUGUUUAAAUAACAAUAUCACAUUCACCGCAGCCGCGCGAAAUUUCUUGCUACACGAGACUGGAACGAGCCAAAAUGCCCUUAUAAACUCGCCAUUUUGUGGAGACAAAAUUUUUACUGAGUCGAGAUAGGAGAUUAGGAGUACAUAAUUCUAUGUCUAUUGGUUCUAUAGCUAAGACCCAAACAAGCCGACCAAUCGACUGCAAAAUUUAAUAUUUCGCUCCAAUCUCGUUCCCAGUGCUUCACGGCUGUCUGAGGUUGAUUUCGUUUCAGAAAAUAAAAUUAUCGUGCAUUUAUUAUUUAAUUUUUUUUUCAGUGUGGCAGAGUAAUUUUGGAACAAUGUUUGAAUGCAAUCCUACUGGCACUUUCAGUGGUAUAUGUCAACUCUUUAUUUAUGAGUACAGAUUACUUUGUAUUUUAACGAUACGUUUCUCAAACGGCAAACAAACCUAAAAAGUAUGUUUAGUGCUUUAUCUGCAUGUAAAAUUAUGCUAAACUGAAGAGAUUUUAGAUGGUACGCCAAAGCGAAAAUGCUGUCUGAAGUUCAAUAAGUUUUGCUUAUAUUGCUGUAAAUAUGGUGUCACCUUUCAGCAUCAAUGAUAAUUGUAUAAUUGUAUUUAAAUUGACAAUAUUUAACUAUUAUUUUGUGUUUCUCAACCACCAGAUACAUUUAAAAAGGUUGCUAACUGUGUAAACUAUAAAAUAAAGUAAUUUUGAGAUCGAAGAACGCCAAAAAGAUUUUAGAUUAUGAACACUUUUCAUUGCAAACACGCGACAUUGAAAACAAUUGCCUCUUAAUGGACCAUUUGCAUUAUAGACUAAAUGUUGAUCUAAACAAGUCUAGACAAGAAAUUCAUCACAGCUUGAAAGAGCAUCACAAAAUAGUAAUAUUCCAAAGUUUCGUUGCGAAAUGUUGUAAAAUGCGGAUAAUAUAGCCUUGCGAAGUUUGCCGUUUUUCAGUCAUUUUGUAUUACGCACGGGGCAUCAAUUUCCCGUUUGUAAUACAAAAUGACUGAAAAUUGCAAACUUCGCAAGGCUAUAUUAUCCGCAUUUUACAACAUUUCGCAACGAAACUUUGGAAUAUUACUAAUUUUGUGAUGCUCUUUCAAGCUGUGAUGAAAUUUUUGUCUGGACCAAAAUUUAGUCUAUAAUGCAAAUGGUCCUCUUGUUUUCCAGGUGAUGGCCGGCAGUGGUAACCUAGAAGUUCUCAGAAUAGCUCGAGAGUUACACAAACGACAUUCAGCUGAGAUAACGUAUGGCAAUCACAUGGCAGUUCACAUGGCAAUAGGAUUUCUUUUCCUUAGCGCAGGAAGGUUAGUGGAUUUCUUCAUGUAAAUGCAACUAUAAUCUCGUGCAUGUGAGUGAAGAUUUGGUAAGAUCCUCCGGUUUCUCUCAUCUUAACCGUGCUUCGUGAUCAGACACAGGUCGAAUGACUACAUUCAGAUUCGCUCUACACUCGUAAAAAUCUCACAGCUUCUUGUUCCCAGUUGUGGAUUAGUCUGGAACAAGUUGUUAUCAUCUUGUAACAAGGUUGACGAGGCCAACAGACUCGCAACAAGUUGUUGCAACAAGUUGUUGCAACAAGUCGGAUAUCGUCUGCACAUAACAAGUUGUUAACAAGUUCAUGACAACAAGCUCGUAGCAACUUGUUACGAACAGCCUGUAUUAGUCUUGUUGGAGCAACUUGUAGCAAGUCUGUUACCGUCAUCAAUCUUGUAACAAAGUGAUAACAACUUGUUCCAGACUUGUCACAACAAAUAUUGGCUUGACAACAACCUUGUUACAGCUUGUUUGCUGAUCUGUAACAAACCUUCUACACACGUAAAAACGCACCAGUUGUUACAGGACUGCAAAUAAGUUGUUACAAAUCUGUUCACAGCUGUCGACAAGUUGUAUUCGCACUGCUUGUUCCUAGUUUUUGUAACAAGUUCUGAACAAGCUGUUAACAACUUGUAGCAAGCUUGAAGGCAUUAUCAGACUUAGUCUGAGACUAAGUCUUACACGGUCAUGAUAUAACAAGAUGUUACAAGGUUGACGACACAUGGUUGUAACAAUAUUGUUAUAUCACGACUGUGUCUGACUUGUUGGAACAACCUUGCAGCAAGUCUGAUACUAUCAACAAGGUUGUUACAAGUUGUUAAUAGCUUGUUCCAUACUUGUUCACAACUUUAGACAAGCAAUGCAAACACAACUUGUUGACGACUUGUUGUCGUUGUUGGCAGAUUUUCUGCAAGAUAUGAGAUUUUCACGUGGUCACAUUUGAACUGCGUUCUUCGCAAUCCAGCACUCAGCUGCAAGGGAAGAAGACGAGCAGCCCUACAUCUACUUUUUAUGAGAGUCUUAUCUUUAAAAUGGUUAAUAAAUAUUGUACAUUUUAGGAGUACUCUGUCAACAUCUGGUCCUGCAAUAGCGGCGUUAGUUUGUUCUUUGUUUCCACAGUUUCCUAUAACAAGCUCUGAUAACAGGUAAGCAAGAAACAAAUUUAAAAUGUUACUGGAUAGUUAUGUCAUUUCUAAACUGCUCUCUCUAGAUGUCCAGUAAGGGCAGUCUCAACCUGAAAAAAUUACUUUAUUUAUACUGGGUAGCUCCAUCAGUCUUAAACUCUCCUCCCUGUAGGUCUGGUAAAGACCGUCCCAAAAUAUAUAAGCGUUGCUACGGAGCUAUGCAGUAUAAAUAAAGUUAGUUUAGUUUAAUUUUUCUCCUGUGAAACUGAACCAAUAAAGGGGCGACUCUCGGAAGAACAGUUUUGAGCUGAUAGAGCUGUCCGGUAUAAAUAAAGUAAGGUUUCUUCCUGUAGUAACACUGAACGAGUAAAGAGUGACCCUUAUUGGACCUUUAGGAAGAACAGUUUUGAACUGAUAGAGCUAUCCAGUAUAAAUAAAGUUAGUUAAGGUUUCUUCUUGUGGUAACACUGGACCAAUAAAGGUUGGCUCUUAGCUGGACCUCUAGCGAGAACAGUUUAGAACUGAUAGAAUUAUCCAGUAUUAAAUAACGUCAUUUCGUAAUAGAUCAUUCAUAUUUUAGAUGUCAUUUGCAAGCUCUAAGGCAUCUUUACGUCUUGGCUGUGGAACCUCGCCUCAUUAUACCCAGAGAUGUCGACACUAAAGAAGCUUGUUAUGUUCCAGUUGAAAUAACUUUGAAGGUCGGUGCUCAACAUGUUUUAAACUUUUACUGUAGUAUGGAUUGGGCCCUUUGUAUCAUCCUCGUUCCCAAUCUCUUUCCUCUAUGCUCCUACCUCGCUGGAGAGCCUAGGAACGAGAUUGGGGACGGGAAAAGGUAAUUAAUUACCAAAAAAGGAAGUAUUUAGCAGAACAAAUUACCAAUUCCUGUGAAACUGAAAUCUUGCAUAAAUGGAAUAAAUGUUAUUUACUAUUGAGAAAAGAAACAUUUUAAAAAAUCCUAUCAAAAUGCAAGAACAAGUGUUGUUGUGACUGUUAUAGCCAUACUGUUUUAGUGCAUGCUGUCAUAUUGCGGAAUUUAAUUGACAUUAAUUUUCUCUGUGAAUGUGCCAAUUAAACAAUUUUUGUGAACGAUUAUUCUAUCAUUAGACCUUUAUAUAAGAAGUAAGUAUAUUUUGCACAAGAUCCACAUUACGAAAUGUAAUCUGUAAUUACCUUUUUGAGAGGGUAAUUUUCUAAUUGUAUUUUCUAAUUUAAUUGCUUUUGAAAAGAGAUAAUUGUAAUUGGAAAUUAAUUACCUUCUUAAUUCUUUUUUUCGCAGUUUAAUGUCGGAAGAAUACUUGACUGAGUCAAAUUCAUCUUUUUACUUAUGAGUUUUAUGAAAAUAUUCAAUUUCUGCAAUAGGAAACUCCGUACUAUUCUGAAACUGUGAUCAAUGAGGUGGCUCCUUGCUUGUUACCUGACGCUGAUUUGAUUAAACAAGUAGACAUUUGUGGACAACGUUAUUGGCCUAUUGUUCUCGACGGAGAAACUUUGGCUGAUGAACUCAGGUACAUGCGUAAACAUCUCAUACCUUGUCAACAAGACGUGUACGUACUGCUUGUUCUCAGUUGUUGACAAGUCUGAUUGUUAUCAUCUUGUAACAAGGUUGAUGAGACCAACAGACUCGCGACAAAUUGUUCCAAUCUGAUAUCGUCUGCACGUAACAGGCUGUUGACAAGUUGCAUGAUGACAAUAAAUUCGUUGUAACAGCCUGUAUUAGUCUUGUUGGAAAAACUUGUAGCAAGUCUAGCUGUUACCAUCAUCAACCUUGUAACAGGGUGAUACCAACUUGCUCCAGACUUGUCACAACAACUGGGACCAAGCAGUGCGAACACAUCCUGAUAUUGGCUUGAGUCGCUUGACAAUAACCUUGUUAUAACUUUUAUGCAGAUCUAUAAAAAUGCGCGGGUUUUUUUAACUCUGAAUUUAAAAAUUUAACUCGAGAGGUAUUCCACUCGAGUAAAUUUUUGUUACAUUUUGAGUUGACUUUGUUCGUGUAAGAAAUUAUGUUUCAAAUUUUCUUCUUAUGUUUACCUGAGGAUGAUGGUUCUGUAGUGAAAUGCCACGUUUCAUUGAUCUUUCGUCAACUUAAGGUUAAUUUUGUCGAAAGGCGGAACAGUUUUUGUCAAGAAGAGAAUUGGUCAACUUCCUUACAAACAAGAUCUCAAGGUAUUUCACAGGCUAGGAACGCUGUAAAGAGCAUGUCAGUGCGAUUAAUCCCAUAUUUAAAAGGAUUUAAAAGAAUAUGAAUUGUAUAAAUAUGAUUUUUAGGGAUAUCGCAAUUUACUGGCACGCACAUUUACAGAACAAGCCGAGAAGGUAGGCGUGCUGUUAAAACGUAAUUAUAUAUGAGGAGGAGGUAAAUUUGUUAGAAACUAAACACCCUUAAAAUACUCAUUAAAAAUUCAUAAACCUUGUGGCAAAUCAGGUCAGCCAUAAUAUGUCACGUGGAGUGACUUUAUAUCUGAUAAAACUCAUCUUCAUUAGUAUUCUUUAUAUAAUUGUUCAUCCUAAUUAGUAUGAUUAUAUCAUUGUUCAUCCUAAUUAGUAUGAUUAUAUAAUUGUUCAUCUUAAUUAGUAUUCUUUUGUAGUCGUAUUUUAAGUAGUAUUUAAAACACGAGAAGGAGUGUUUUAUCAUAUCUAAAACGCUCGGGUGCGCCUCGCGUUUCAAAUAUGAUAAAACACUCCUUCUCGUGUUUUAAAUACUACAUAAAGUGAAGUGAAGUGAAGUGCGGGUGUUCUACUCAUCCUUACUUGUGGCUGAGAGCCAAGCUGAAUUGCGAAGGAUGGAGCUCAACCUGAUCGAGUCGAUGGUUUUUUAAGAACGUCCCUUGCGGAGCACAGCUACGGUGAAAGGGUCAGUUUAGGGCAAAUUCCAGCCCACCCUGUCAGCAUUCCCUGUGGGAGGAAAUACCCUGAGAAAACCCACGACUUUUGGUAAAGCGUUGACAAACUCUUUUCAGGUUUGCUGAAUAAUUAGGCCAAACACCGUCACACUAGGCCUUUGUUUUCUUUGUCUUGGCCUUUUGUUUUCUUUGUUUUCUAAACGGCACUAAUGACGAUUUGGCCUAAUUAUUCAUCUAACUUAACAACCCUGUUUUCACAUGAGCAGGUAACGAGAAUCGAACCCACGAACUCAAGAGGUGAAAGGCAUGCACUUUGCUCUGACGAUUAAAAGAGCCUGUUAUAAAGCCCUAACUCCCACCUGAAAUCCAUAUGUUCUUGCAAAUGCAUAUGAAAAUCAUUGUGUGUUCAUACAAGAGAGCCCUGCUAGGUGAGAUAUCACCUCGUAUUAGGUGGGAUAAUAAUAAUAACACUUUAUUGAACGAAGAUUAACAGAUAAGGCUACCACUUGUUUCCAAUCUGGUACAUGCAUUAACUGAUAUACAUUACAAUCACACAAUAUUAAACCUAUGUGCCUAUCAACAAAUAUAUCUACUGGAAUUAAUUAAAACAUUAAAUUGGCUUUGCUAAACUAUAUAAACUGGGAUAAAAUCAUUCCAUAUGAACGCUUCCUACCUGGGAAGGUAGGAAGUACUACAAAACGAAUAUAAAAAUUCGAAUCAAAUCCAUGUAAUGGUCACAUAAAUUGGAUAAAACAAAACACGUUUUUUGUUUCGCAGGUGGAUAUUAUCCGUUCGUUUUCCAGUGAUCCUGAACUUAUUCAGUUCACAGAAUUAUUUUGUCAUAAUACCUCGAGCAACGAAAAGGUAACUAACUUAAUUUCAGUCAUAAUGUGCCGGUCUUGCUCUAUCAGUUUUAAGGUGUACUUCCCAGAGGUAGUGUAAGCAUCGUCCCUUAUUGGCCCAGUUGUUACUAUAGCUAAAAGAGAAAUUUUGCCUAUCAUUUUCCCAUACAAAUUACAAAUCCCAAGAGAAUUUUCAAUCUUAAAUUGAAUGCCAUGCCUUCCAUAAGGCAUAUUAUAUAAGCUGCAACUUUGCACUUAAACUAAUAUUGAGGUGCUCUGUUCAUUUCUGGGGUUCAUUUUGAGCUGCUCGCGUUUUAAGGAAGAUGGGAACACGUGUCCCAAUUGUUGCAACAGAGGUGAAAGACAUGUAUUAUUAACCACUGUGUCACCAAAAUCUGUUCCUAUUUCUUAUAGGAGAGAAGAUGCAGCGAGUUUCUUUCAUCAGUUCUCUUUAAAUGUGUUAGCCAAGAGACAACUUCUAUGAUUUAUACAUAUUUUGCCAUCGAGAAGGUUAGAUAAUUAUACUUUUUGUGCUCAAACUAAUGUAUUCAUGAUAUUUUCGAGCUCAACAAACUUGUGAGAACUAAGGUUUGCAUUUCAUCUUGUUAUAAAAUGUAUGUUGUUGCCGUUGUUAUUAUUGUUGUAAAUUAUUGUUGCUGAAAUUGUUAUUGUUACUGUCGUCGUCGUCGUUACUGUCGUCGUCGUCGUCGUUACUGUCGCCGUCGUCGUUACUGUCGUCGUCACCGUCGUCGUUACUGUCGUCGUCGUCGUCGUCGUCGUUACUGUCGUCGUCGUUACUGUCGUUGUCGUCGUUACUGUCGUCGUCAUCGUCGUCGUUACUGUCGUAGUCGUCGUCGUCGUCGUCGUUACUGUCGUCGUCGGUGUCGUUACUGUCGUCGUCGGUGUCGUUACUGUCGUCGGUGUCGUUACUGUCGUCGUCGGUGUCGUUACUGUCGUUGUCGGUGUCGUUACUGUCGUUGUCGUUGUUGUUGUUGUUGUCGCUGUCGUCGUCGUCGUUGUUGUUAAUAACAUGUGCUGUCUUUUUAGGCUCUGCAAAAUGUGGAAAAUCAGAGUGAUAUUCGGGCUUUAUGGGAGCUUCUAUUGGUGUUGACGUACUACGAGAGUUCGUUUGACCGAGUAAUGAAGAAAAAUUUGGAUAUGAAGGUAGACUAUAGUGUUAGUCUAUCUUAAAUAACAAGUAAAGCAUAAGCCAGGUUGAGGCAUAGAUUGCCCACAGAGAAGUAGCAGCGUCCAUAAAGCUCCUCUGGUUCAGGGAGUACACCUCAAUCAAACUUUUCAAAGAGUACACCGCAGUCCCACAAGUUCCAGGAGACGAAGGUCGUGCAGAGGUCCAUAGCCACAAACAAUGGCCAGUGUUAAAAAUUUGGCUGUUUGUCUCUGUUUAUUUAGCGAUCGAUCAGCUUGAAUUACACAGUGGAAAUAAAAACUCGUUUGGACGCCCAUUUCCAAAAGUAUCUUGACACAGGUAUUUACUUGAUUUAUUUGUAUUUGUUUAUUUACUUAUUCCUAAUUUGUUUACAAAUUUGUGUGCUCUUUCUUGGUAUUAUUAAAUGUUUAUUUCUUAAAAUUAUUUUAAGUUAUCCAGUCAUGCUAUAAAAGAUUUCUCACUGAGUUUUUUUUUCAAAAUUUGGAAACCAGGAAUUAACAAUUAUUGAAUAAGGUUGAGAUGAUAUCAAGCCAAAAGUUUGUGUUAUUAACCGAAGCCAAAGGCUGAGAUCUAUGACACAAACUUAGUGCUUGAUAAUUUUUCAUACCUUGCGAGAACCGAAUUAGAUAAUUGUUUAAUUUUAUUACUUAUUUAAAAGAUGAAACGAAAUAGUUCCUUUUCCCAUUUGUGGAAAAUCUUUCCUUUUUUUGUUUGAUAAGUAUAUUACAAUGUUUCAAAGCCUUUCGUGGCUGUUUUCAUUGAUAUUUCUUCUUUGUAUUUUGAAAGUUGCGAACACGGUCGAAGGCGGCGCCAUGUUGUUUUGGUCGUGUUUCCACAUUUCGUAUUCGUAUUUCCACAGCAUGACGUCAUAACGUUGAAUAUGAUUUUUUCAUAUCAACAUUACGACGUCACUCCGUUGAAUAUUAUGUCAAAACUCCAUAUUUAGUCAGCUAUUGAGUUGAUAUGACGAUUUCACUGAUGGCCAAUCGGAAACCAUGAACUUUUAAAUAAAUACCAAUGUCUUUUAUGUCAUCCGGCAAAUUGCUCCAUAAUUCAAAUUGUGCAAUGGAUGAAAUUUUAAGCAAAUCGAAUUUGCGAUCAUAUUUUGUUAAUAAAAUCAUUGAAAUGUUAGAUAUUUUAUAUCUGGAUGUAUAAUAAAAUAUUUGGCUCUCUGUUGUUUCAGGAGUUGGUGAGUUUCAGAAAUACAUGAAGGAUUCCGGAAGCGAUAUGAGUACAGAGUUGGCAUGUUACAUGGCGUAUCACGGCAUUCAUGAUACCAGGAAACUGCCAGUUGAAUUCACACAGGAAAAUGGUUAGUAUAUUUAUUAUUAGCAUGACAAAAUUACUGGAUGCUGAUUGGUU